AUGAUCCAUCCAAAGAAGCUUGCUCAGCUCGCCAAGAAGUGCCAACGGAUGUUGGCAGCCGGAGCCGGUGCCCGCCGUCGGCAUGCCUCAGACACGGCCGAUAAUGAAUGCUGCAGUACAGCAUCAUCUGUGGCUGCUGAUGAGGGCCACUGCAUGAUGUACACCACCGAUGGAGCACGCUUAGAGGUCCGUCUGGCGUACCUCGGGACGACGGUGUUCGCUGAGCUCCUGAGGAUGUCCGAGGAGGAGUUUGGCUUCGCGAGUGGCGGCGACGGAGGCAGGAUCAUGCUGCCCUGCGACGCCACGGUGAUGGAGUACGUCUUGUGCCUGGUCAGGAGAGAGGCCUCCAAGGAGGUCGAGAAGGCAUUCUUGAGCUCCAUUGCUGGGCACUGUCACAUCUACAAUGCUAGUUGCAUGGUCCCAUCAAUGGGAAUCACCCGGCAGUUUGCUCUUU
This is a messenger RNA of Triticum dicoccoides, 454 nucleotides long. Its product is annotated as auxin-responsive protein SAUR36-like. The transcript has a single exon. Lineage: Eukaryota; Viridiplantae; Streptophyta; Magnoliopsida; Poales; Poaceae. Gene Ontology annotation, biological process: response to auxin. The record is from RefSeq and is a predicted model, not a curated record. The annotation marks the transcript as partial.